AACUGAAGAAUCAGAGCUCCUCAGACGCGGCUGCGGCUGGCCCCAAGCGUCUGCGCGACGGGCCCGCCAGCCAAUCUGCUCGGCGCUUUCCGGCUGUUGCCCUUUGACCCCGCGCCUCCAGGGCGGCGGGCGGGAGGUGUACGGCUCCGAGCCUGGGGGUCCGGGGCUGGUGUGGCCUGUAAUGCCUCCUCUCUAGUUUGAUCUAGCUAAACAUUUACCUUUUUGGAGUUUAAAGUAUGUCAUCAUGGCAAAGUUUCGGAGAAGGACUUGCAUCAUUUUGUCACUUUUUAUUCUAUUUAUUUUCUCUAUGAUGAUGGGUUUAAAAACUCUGAGACCAAAUACAGCUACGUUUGGAGAUCCUUUUGGACUUGACCUCUUUCCAGACCUUCGUCAACGAACCGUUCACUUGGGGGAAAAAAUUGAUUCCCAAAAGAGCGACAAAGUCAACAGUGAAACAAAUACCAAGAGUUUAAAAAGUGUCGAAAUCAUUAUGAAACCUUCCAAAGCCUCUGAACAUAAUCUGGAAGAACUGCCACCUCUGAAUUAUUAUUUACAUGUAUUUUAUUACAGUUGGUAUGGAAAUCCACAGUUUGAUGGUAAAUAUGUACAUUGGAACCAUCCAGUUUUGGAGCAUUGGGAUCCUAGAAUAGCCAAGAAUUAUCCACAAGGAAAACACAGUCCCCCAGAUGACAUUGGCUCUAGCUUUUAUCCUGAGUUGGGAAGUUACAGCUCUCGGGAUCCUUCUGUCAUAGAAACUCAUAUGAAACAAAUGCGUUCAGCUUCAAUAGGUGUACUAGCCCUGUCUUGGUACCCACCUGAUUCAAGUGAUGAAAAUGGGGAACCUACUGAUGACUUGGUACCAACUAUUUUGGAUAAAGCUCAUAAAUAUAAUCUGAAGGUCACUUUUCACAUAGAACCAUAUAGUAAUCGAGAUGAUAACAACAUGUACAAAAAUGUCAAGUACAUUAUAGACAAAUAUGGAAAUCAUCCAGCCUUUUACAGGUAUAAGACUAGGACUGGCAACACUCUUCCUAUGUUUUAUGUCUAUGAUUCCUAUAUUACAAAGCCUGAAAAAUGGGCCAAUCUGUUAACCAUAUCAGGAUCUCAGAGUGUUCGCAAUUCUCCUUAUGAUGGAUUGUUUAUUGCACUUCUGGUAGAAGAAGAUCAUAAAUAUGAAAUUCUUCACAGUGGUUUUGAUGGAAUUUAUACAUAUUUUGCCACAAAUGGUUUUACUUAUGGCUCAUCACAACAGAACUGGGCUGGCCUAAAACACUUUUGUGAUAGCUACAAUUUAAUAUUUAUCCCAAGUGUGGGUCCAGGAUACAUAGAUACCAGCAUCCGUCCAUGGAACACGCACAACACUCGGAACCGAGUUAAUGGGAAGUAUUAUGAAGCUGCUCUGAAUGCUGCUCUUCGGGUCCGCCCCAGUUUAAUUUCUAUCACCUCUUUUAAUGAGUGGCAUGAAGGAACUCAGAUUGAAAAAGCUGUCCCCAAAAGAAACAGUAAUACAGUAUAUUUGGAUUACCGGCCUUAUAAACCAAGUCUUUAUCUAGAACUAACUCACAAGUGGUCUGAAAAAUACAGUAAGGAAAGAGCAGUUUAUGCAUUAGAUCAUCAGCCGCCUGUUUCUUAAUGCACUUAUUAAAGUUUAAUUAUUGAAGUCACUGAAUUUCAAUACAUUCCUUUUGUUUUGAGUUGUGGAAAGAAAAUUGUCCAAAUCAGUAUGUACUGUUACUGUUAUCUUUGAUGAAAAAGUAUGUACUCUUCAGAAGGGAUAAUAUUGUCAUUGUCAGCCUUCACAAUGUUGCCCUGAGGAAAUAUCUGAGAGAAAAGUUAAUGCAAACAACAUUCCCUAUAGUAUAAUUUGCUGCAUUUCUGACUGAUAUUGAAAUUCUGCUUUGAUGGCAAUUUAAUUUUGAUUUCACAGUAGCUAAAUGCCUGUAUUAGCACACAGGUAAAUCUUCCUUGUGUUCUGGGCCCAAAGAAAUAGGACUUUUUAUAUUUGGUCUAUCUCUAUGGAAUAAAUACCUAAAAAGCCUAAUGAUUUUGUGAUAAUGUACAUUUUAUUUCUAAUAUUUUUCCAAUGAUUCAGUCAUGUUUACUGUAUUAGUACUUAGGCUUUGGAUAACUCUCCAUUGAUGAAAUUCUUAUGAAAACUAAGAUUAUAUAUCUUGAGCCAUACUGUGAACCAUAUUGUUAGGAGGUUCUGCUUUUCUGCAUCACAAUAUGUAUCAUCAUUUGCAGAUUUUUGGUUACCUAUAGCAUGCUACCUUUUUGCAUGUUUAGAGUUUCUACUUUAUUAUGCUGAAUUCCAGAUUUUAGAUGCUGUGGAAAGUAUUUUUAUAAAAGUCAGUGACUGCUUCUUAAUUAUUAGGAAAACACAAUUGUUUCACAAUUAAUAUAAAGAUAUAAUGCCCAAAGUAUUUAGUAAUCUUUUUUAGGAUACCCUGUCUGUCUUUAAAUUGUUUAAUGUUAAUCAGAGACCAACUGUUACAUGAGAAAGAAAAGAAUCAUUGGAAUAUUUCUUUCUUAAAAUAUUUUAAGUUAUUUUAAAAAGUCAGGGAAAAUUUUCUCGCCAUUUUAGAUUUCAGGAACAUGGAACUGAAAGUUUUUUUGUGACUUAUUUAAUAUCACUCCUGAAGUUUGGCUUUUGAUUAAGUUACAUUUAAUAAUGAUGACAAUAAUAUUCAUUUAAAAGACAAUACUUUAAAUUCUUGUAUGUGAUAAUAUACCUCAAAAGUUUAUAUUUUCAUAGAACCUUUCAGGUUAAAACACUUCUGGCCAAUAGUUGUGUGCAAAUAUGACAAAUUAAUCACAUUUGCUAAAGAUGAAUCUCUUUUACUGUUAAUACUAGAGAAUAAUAAAAUGCACUAUUAUUAUAGUUAAUAUUCAAAACUAUAACUACAGUAAAAAUCUAAUAUAUGCUAUUACACAGAUAUUUCUUAGAUAUUUAAUUCUAUUAAAGAGAAGCAAUAAGAUAAUGCUAAAUAAUGCACAUAUAAUUCUUCAGAGCAUACAGAUAGUCAUUAGACACAAAUCAGCACUGGAAUUUAUCAUAAAAAAUCCCAUCAAACAAAGAAAUUUGUUUCUAAACAGGUUUUGAAAUAAAAUAGCAUGCUUUUGAAAAGCAGCAUGAUUGAUGUUACUCUAAACAUUUAUAAUUUCAGAAUUUGCUAUCCCUCAGAAAAUGAUCAGGUCACAGGAAAUUAGCACACCAGUAAUAAUCUGUUACUUUUCAGGGAAAACUUUAAGAAUAAAUCACUAUGCUAGUGACAGAACCAAGCCUCUUCUUGGGAUCAAUCAAACAUAUAAAACCUGUGGAUUUUUUUUCUUAUAUGCAGUUAGCCACUAUAUGUUAUUUAGGGAUAAACUUGAAUAAGUUCUACUUAAUCUUUUAUAAAAUAUCCUAUGUUAUUAAAACUUAGAGGAAUAGAUACUACAAAGGGAUUUUCAUAGUUGCUUACAUGGUACAUUUGAACCAACCAUGAUAGAAAAUUAAAUUUAUACAUAUUCCCGAGAUAAAGGAAAAAGGAGUAAAAACAGCAUCAGUAAUCCUCGACAUGGAUACCACCACACUUUCUAUAUUGUUCCCAUUGCAGACUUAGAUAAUACUUAUAGAACACUUUAUCUCUGAACUUCAUCACAUUUCCCCAACAUAUAACCCACCCAGCUAGUAGCAAUUAGGUAAAAAUAAAAUAAAGCAGAUUCUAUCUUGAUUACAGAAAGUCAAUCUUAAAGGAAAGAAUAUUUGGAAUCUGGUCUCAUAAUGGAUUGGUAGUUUAUAACUAUAUGAAUAUCAUGUUUUUUUUUCUUCUUUUUGAAAAGACAGUUAUUAGGAAGAAUUAUUUCUAAUAAUUUUGUUAAUUCUUAGGUAAGAAUGCUUUUGAAAUCUUCCUGAAGUAUUCAUUAUAGCACCCUUUACCAUUUGACUUGUAUCACAGUUUAGACCCUUUUCAUCACAAGUAAAUAUAAGCAAAGAAUUUAUUUCUUAAUUCAAAAACUAUGGGUCUUAAUUCAAUAAACUGAAAUAACUUUAAAAAGUAAAUGGUAUAAUAUAAUGCAAUAUAUAAAUCAUAAUGGAUUAUUUAAUAUAUUAUUCAUAUUUUAUGCUUUAAUCGAUUUAAUUGCUUUGACUGUAUGGAAACCAUAUCUUUACUGCUCCCUUUAAAGACUAAUAUUGUAAAAAACUACUGUUAUUAAAGUUUAUCUGAGUUGUGUGUUAACUUUGUUUUAUUUUAAGAGUGUAAUUAAUCAUAACAUGACUUGUUAUAUGGGCUAAAAUUUCAUCUAAUAAAA
Choloepus didactylus (southern two-toed sloth) is the source of this 4296-nucleotide messenger RNA. RefSeq names its product mannosidase endo-alpha (gene MANEA). The record is from RefSeq and is a predicted model, not a curated record. NCBI's taxonomy places the organism in Eukaryota, Metazoa, Chordata, Mammalia, Pilosa, Megalonychidae. The transcript has 5 exons. The coding region runs from base 245 to 1633 and encodes 462 amino acids. Gene Ontology annotation, cellular component: Golgi apparatus. Gene Ontology annotation, molecular function: alpha-mannosidase activity.